AAUAAGGAUUUAUUGCAUGAUGCAGAAUCUGAAAUUGCUGCUCUAAAAGAGAAGGUGGGGUUGCUGGAGAUUACAAUUGGAAGACAAAGAGGGGAUCUUGAGGAGUCAGAACGCUGUCUUGACAUGGCCAAGGAAGAAACUUCUGAGAUGGCCAAAAAGGUCGAGUCUCUAAAUUCGGAGCUUGAAACUGUGAAGGAGGAGAAAGCCCAGGCUUUGAACAACGAGAAGCUUGCAGCUUCUAGUGCUCAGACCCUAUUAGAGGAGAAAAAUAAACUUACUAAUGAAUUGGGAAAUUCCAGGGAUGAAGAAGAGAAGAGCAAGAAGGCGAUGGAAAGCUUAGCUUCAGCCUUGCACGAGGUCUCUGCAGAAGCAAGAGAAGCGAAAGAAAGACUUUUAUCCAGUCAAGGUGAGCAUGAAAAUUAUGAGACCCAGAUAGCAGAUCUGAAGUUGGCCUUGAAAGCAACGAGUGAGAAGUAUGAAAGCGUGGUUGAUGAUUCAAAACAUGAGAUUCAUGUCCUUACAGAAACAAUUCAACAAUCCAAGAACGAAUUGCAAAACACCAAGGCUGAGUGGGAGCAAAAAGAACUUCAUUUGGUGGAUUGUGUAAAGCAGUCAGAAGAAGAGAACUCUUCUCUGGGAAAAGAAAUAAAUAGGCUGGUGAAUUUGCUCAAGCAAAAGGAGGAAGAAGCUUGUGCCAGCAAGGAAGAAGAAGCCCAGCUGAUGGAAACCUUACAAAAAGUUGAGGCUGAGGUAAUUGACUUGCAGGAAGCUCUUGGCAAAGCAAAGACUGAAAACAUCAAAUUGAAAGAAAAUCUUCUGGACAAAGAAAAUGAGUUCCAGAGUAUAAUUCAAGAAAACGAGGAACUUCGAACUAGGGAAGCUGCUUCCCUCAAGAGAGUUGAGGAGUUAUCUAAGUUGCUCGAAGAAACUGUGGCCAAAAGGAAAUAUGAAGAAAAUGGUGAACUUACAGACAGUGAAAAGGAAUACGAUUUGCUUCCAAAGGUGGUUGAAUUCUCUGAAGAGAAUGGACAUGCAAGAGAAGAGAAGCCUAAAACGGAGUCUCCACUCGAUCAAUGCGAGGAACCUAGAGAAGAGAACUUAGAUGAAAAGAAUAACUUCUUGAAGGAUGAGGCUGAAAAGAUGGAUUCUGCCCAAAUUGAGAACGUGAAUGGAAAACUGAAGGAGGAAAAAGAAGACGACUCGGUAGAAGUUGAAUUUAAAAUGUGGGAGAGCUGCAAAAUUGAAAAGAAAGAGUUUUCACCAGAGAGAGAAGUGGGGCAGGAAUCCUUUGAAGAGGAAGUGAACUCAAAGGUGGAGGGAGGCGAACUCUUUGAUCAGAUAAAUGGGGUAUCUUCUACAGAAAACAUUGAUGAUGGUGGAACCUCACCAUCAAAGCAGCAGCAACAACAGAAGAAGAAGAAGAAGCCUUUGCUUGGAAAGUUUGGAAGCUUGCUCAAGAAGAAGGGAACCAGCAGCAGCCAGAAGUAGAGUAAUAAAUCAGUUUGGCCUAACUUUUGUGCUUUACUAGCAGGCAGGUAUAUUUUGCUACUAUUUUGUUACCAAAUGUGUUUGAUUCAUUGUUUUUGCUUCCAAAGAACAGAAUAGGUCAAGGAAAGAAGAGGCAUGUAUUAUUUUUAGUUUUUUCCUUUUUUUUAUUCUAAUGUAAUUCCCCCCAUGUGGGACAGUAUCUUGUAUGUGAUGGAAAUUCUAUUUGAUUUUCCAUUUUGUGUUAA
Molecule: messenger RNA, 1733 nt
Organism: Juglans regia (Persian walnut)
Lineage: Eukaryota; Viridiplantae; Streptophyta; Magnoliopsida; Fagales; Juglandaceae
Product: WEB family protein At5g16730, chloroplastic-like
Exons: 1
Biological process (GO): reciprocal meiotic recombination
Source: RefSeq, a predicted model, not a curated record